This is a messenger RNA of Girardinichthys multiradiatus, 2227 nucleotides long. It is a transcript of the gene cldn8.1, whose product is annotated as claudin 8.1. NCBI's taxonomy places the organism in Eukaryota, Metazoa, Chordata, Actinopteri, Cyprinodontiformes, Goodeidae. Gene Ontology annotation, molecular function: structural molecule activity. The record is from RefSeq and is a predicted model, not a curated record. The transcript has a single exon. Gene Ontology annotation, biological process: bicellular tight junction assembly; cell adhesion. Bases 145 to 918 code for a protein of 257 amino acids. Gene Ontology annotation, cellular component: bicellular tight junction; plasma membrane.
CUUGCAGAAGUGAACAACUAACCUGCUCCUCCUCCAUUUGGAUGAACUGCUACUCGACAGGGGAAAUCUACUGCUUUAAGCUAUACCCAAAUACUAUCCCAUUGCUAUUGCACCUAUGAGCUUGGAUGAGUGACUGAAGACAGGAUGGCCAACUCAGCCCUGGAGAUAGUGGGACUUUUAUUGUCCUUGAUAGGUUUGAUUGGGGCAGCUGCGGUCACUGGAAUGCCGAUGUGGCGUGUCACAGCCUUUAUUGGGGAGAAUAUUAUAGUGUUUGAGACUCGCUACGAGGGCUUGUGGAUGAACUGCUACCGACAAGCUGACAUACGGAUGCAGUGUAAAGUCUACGACUCUCUGUUGGCCCUUUCCCCUGACCUGCAAGCUGCAAGAGGGUUAAUGUGCUGCUCUUUGGCUCUGUGUGGCCUUGGUGUGCUGAUCUGUUUGGUCGGGAUGCAGUGCACAUCCUGCAUCAGGAACAACUAUCGAGCUAAGAGACUGGUCCUCAUCAUUGCAGGAUGCAUGAUAUUGAUGGCUUGCAUUUGCGUUCUUAUUCCUGUGUCCUGGACCGCCCACGUUAUCAUCAGGGACUUCUACAACCCUUUGCUGAUUGAUGCCCAGCGCAGGGAGCUUGGAGAAGCUCUCUAUAUUGGUUGGGUGUCGGCUGCUUUCUUAUUUGGUGGAGGAUGCAUGUUUGUCUGUUGCAAUAUACAGUCUGAAGACGAAGGAUCACCGCGGUACAUAUAUUCAAAAAACUCAGACUACAGGGCUUACACCCCACAGCCACUGCAGCCUCUACAUCCGCAGCAGUUGGUGCUUAUCCCUCGAUCAGAACCUCAGCCAAUGUUGUCAAGACAGCCAUCAACUAUCUACAGCUACCAAUCCAGAUACCCCUCUGUGCACAGUGGGGUUGCUUAUCUGUGAACACUUAAAAUAAUAACCAGCAGUGGUCCUUAGAAGCCUUUUGUUCCCCAACAUGACUGGCAAGGUGGUACAAUACUUUAUUUUCAAGGUAAAAACAUUUAAUUAAAGCACUAAUUGUAAGCAAAAUGUCUUUAAUAGCAUGGACAAUUAAAAACAUAUUUUUCAUAUUCUUUAAACUGCACUUGUACUUUUGGUAGCAUUUUGACCUCAACACAUGAUUAGCUUACUGGAGUUAGCCACCCACUGUGUUCUGUUUAUUAAUAUACAUUUAUAUAUCAUGCUAAUUCUGAACCUGUAUUGUCAAAAUGGGGGUAAAAUGUUGUAAAUCUGUAUUUUGUCUACAACUAUUAUGCAAUCCUCAACUGUGUAGUAAUCUGACAGACGUGUAUGUGAGUAUACUGGUAAAAUGUAUUUUAUUGCUGGCAAAUGACGUAUGUAAGUGGCAAAAACAUUUCAAAAUGUUUUUGUGAGAGCCGAAACUCCACCAGAAUCAGACUCCUCUAAAAGGGAUUUACUUUUCCUGAAUGACCUGUACCAGUUCCACCAAGUAUUAUAUACAAACUAUAACAAUGGCAGGUGUGACUUUGGACAGUACAAGAUAAACCGCUGACUGACUCUAUUACACUGAAUCUGAUAGCAAUGUCUAAAACCCAUGUUAACCUUUUCAAUCUAUUAUUAUGACUGUAGGUUAGCGUUAGGCAUUCCGUCGUGCUGUACGACAGAAUGGAGGAAAUGGCAGAAUCAACAUAGGUUUCUCAGAAAACACUGCUCACUAAGGGCGUGUAUGCAAAGGUAACUCAGCCAAGCCAAGCAAGCUGACAAAGGGAUCAUGUGACCAGAAUUUGCAAGUCACUUUGAAUUUAGACUAAAACAUCCUUGUUAGCUUGUCCACAUGUUGCUCCACAUGUUUAGCAGCAGAACCUUUCAGUGAAGAGUACAAAUGCAGUAGAUUAGUCCUUAAGCUUAAAGGUCACCACAUUUCCAUUUAAAAAUGAAAAAUAUGGGCAACGUCUAUCUACAACAUUAAAUAUAAUUACAUUUUGAUACUUUGUGUGUAUAAGUGUGUAUAUGUGUAUAUGACAGUUUUGCUAUUUCACACACAUAUGAUUUACUCAAAUGUAGAUAUGGAUCACUGGUCCUAAUAGCUGAUGUAAUGUGAACCUCUUAAUUCAUCUCCUCAAAGCUCUUCUCUGCUCCCCUGUGGACCAAACAGAAAACUGUCGGGCUUGUUUAUUUUACUGUAUGCUGAUCUUCGUGUUAUAUCACAUAUAAUUACAGAAAAAUAAAAACCGGAUUUUGUUUUUACUCA